AUGGCAGACGCAGCAUCCUUCACGGAAGAGCUCCCAGCGGGACGCGACGGCGAGGUACAGCAGCCGAUCGCCGAAGAGCGCCCUCUGGAGCAGCACGACGAGGAGACCCCCAGCGCCCCUGCCACGCCGCCCCCGCCGCAAAGUUCACAGCUUCCAUCCAGCGGAAACCCCGCCAUCAACGGAGGGCGGAAGCGCCUUGACGGCAAACCCCCGCAGUCGCCUGUGACGGUGCGCGAAACGUCCCCGCCACGGCGGCUUAGGGUGACGCGGAACUUCAGCGGCUCGCCGUCGGUGCGGCCGAGACUGCAGGCAGCCCCGGAAGACGCCCAGGUGGAAGAACCAACCCCGAAGGCGGCGCUGCCGCAUAAGCCCAUUUUCUUCGGCGCUGUGACGAGCUAUCCCCAGCAUAGAAACGGGCUGCACGACAGCUGCGCGUUGCUCCUGCGGGACACACCGAAGCGGCAAAAGACACGGUCCCCCAAUGGGCGGUCAUCGGCGGGAAGCAUGCCUCAACCACCCGCGAUUCCCGGCACCGUGGGGAAUGACAGCAGUACCCCACACACAGCAUCUCCGGCAGCCACGGCCAGCAUCUCCCCUGAUUGUGCGGCCCCGAGAAUAGCUGGGAGCGGCUACUUUCUUGGUGAAGGCGGCGAGAUGCUGGACUCCGCUAGUCCCGACGUGGAGAAGCACGACACCACCUUCGCCGCUGCCUCCAACGCCUCGCGACGUGUCGUGCAUCAGUCAGCGUCUAUUCAGCGUGACGCGGACCCCGCCGUCCCUUGUACCGGAGACCCGGGACCGAGGCAGGUGCCGUACCGUGGCCGCGUGAUAUCCCCUAACGACCCCCUCUGGAGACGUGAGCGCCGUCAUCGUUAUGCUGCCACCACCUCUGAGGGCAAGCAGCACCACCAGGAUACCAUGCCACGAAACGCAGGCGUCCCACAGGUGGUGACCGAGGCACCGGAACUGCCGCCGGCGCUGGAGGCGGCGCUUGCGGACCACUUCCUUGCAACGCUCAUGGCGUCUUCCCAUUCGGAGGUGGAACGUGUUGUGUCGGCCAUUUCCCCACGCAACCGCAGCGAAGUGCUGCGGUAUCUGCGGCAGACGUACGGCGGUCGCCGCUCCGCCAACACCCUGUCCCCGGCAUCGACGCAGCAGGGACGAGUGCAGAGCCCACAACAUACCGUGGGCACCGCAACACGCCGCCGCCACGUGAGUAGCACGGUGCGCUCCAUCGCCCCGCGAAACGGCACUGCGGGCGAGACGAACGGGACUGUGGCGGCGGCUCCAAAGCGGGUUCGUCACUUCGUGAAGUGCUUCACCCGAGAGGUGUGCAUGACGUUCAUGGAUGAGUCCUGCGCCGUGUGUGCCGCGCACCGAGAUCGCAUGCGCGCGGAGCUACCGCCGGGGGUGCAGGCGCGUGGGGUGCCGGUGCCGGAAGACGUGCUAGAGCCCAUCUUCGAGCAGGCUGUGUCCCAGCUGCUCCUCCAGAUGCUCGCGUGGACGGAGAAGGAGGCUGCGCGUGUGGCACCGAUGGUGGUGCAACAGGUGAAGCUGCACUUUCCGACAUGCCGCCGCGGUGUCUCGCCUGCGCCAAAGUAA
Molecule: messenger RNA, 1602 nt
Organism: Trypanosoma grayi
Lineage: Eukaryota; Euglenozoa; Kinetoplastea; Trypanosomatida; Trypanosomatidae
Exons: 1
Coding region: 1-1602 (533 amino acids)
Source: RefSeq, a predicted model, not a curated record